AUGAAUUCUGAGUCAGAUAGAAAACCAUUGGUGAUUCCAGAUGGGAAUAUUCUCGAUCGACCUCAGUCAUUAACAUGGCGAUUCUUUCAUGGUACUCAUUAUAUGCUCGGUGGUCUUUUUUUCAUAUGCGGUUCAUGUAUGUAUUUUCCAACGGCAAUCCAUAAUCCAAACUUCAGAUCUCUAAAUGUUGGUGGAUGGCUUUUCACAACUGGCUCAUUCUUUUUCUUGCUAGCUGAUUUGCAAGAAUGGUAUUAUUAUCGCAUUGGAUGUUGCUUUGAUAAAAAAUAUCGAUCGACCUAUGAAACAGUUAAUGCUGAUUUAUUCCAGCAUCCAAAGAACUCAAUCAGAGGAGUCUAUGAACGAGCUGUAAUUGGGAUAAAUUUCUUCAUGUCUGCUUGCGGUAGUGCCUUGUAUCUGGCUGGAUCGAUACUUUUUAUAGAAGUAUUUAGCAAAUACUUGGUAGUAGGAGAAUGGCUAUUUAUCAUCGGAUCUGCUGUUAUCUAUAUCUCUCAAGGAUGGAAACUAUAUCGUUCUGGAUGUACAAAUAUCAAUAAUCGUCAUGAUCAAAAAUUUACUAUCAGCAAUUUGCUGAAUGAUAAACCAGCAUUAGGCGUCGACUUUUUCGCUGGUGCCGGAGGGAUCUUUUAUUUUAUCGGUACAAUAUUAUUCCUACCACAAUUUAAUAAAACAGACUCGGAUGAAGGAUUAUCAGCUAUUAUCUUUGUUAUUGGUGGUACAUGUUUUACUCUCAGUGGAUUAUUUUUACAAUAUAGACACUAUUUUACUAAACAUCUAUAG
This is a messenger RNA of Didymodactylos carnosus, 798 nucleotides long. NCBI's taxonomy places the organism in Eukaryota, Metazoa, Rotifera, Eurotatoria, Philodinida, Philodinidae. The record is from the annotation of a GenBank genome assembly.